AGUACCAAGAUGGUGGAAGAUGAAAAACCCCCUAAUAUGUUCUACAUAAUUCCCGAUCUUCUGGAAGAAAUUUUCAUUCGAUUGCCUUCGAAAUCGAUCCUCAAGUUCAGAACGGUAUCAAAACAAUGGAGAACAAUCCUGGAAUCGAAAAGUUUCUUGGAAAGGCGUAUGAAUAAUACUCAGAGACAUUGGAAAAUCCUUGCUGCUUACGAUAGCAACCGAACGAGUCCUUUCGUAGACAAUGAAGAGAUAGUUUAUCUGCACAGCGACAAAGAUGCAGCAGGACGACCGUCGUUGAGCUGCGACGGUUUGCUCUGCUUCCCGGAACAGGAUUGGAUCAUCGUUGUGAACCCCCUCACCGGCCAACUCCUGAGAUUCCCUUCCCGACUAGAUGAUACAGUAUCAUCGACCUUAGACACUGAUAGCGUGAGAGUUGCAGGAGCAGGGAUGGCUUUAUUUCCGGGAUAUAGGGCAAUGGGAUUUGGUAGAGACGAAGUUACGGGGUUGUAUAAAGUGGUGAGGAUGUGUUUUCAUCCUGUGGAAGAAGACGACGAAUGUGAGCUUCUUGACGUUGCAACUGGUGAAUGGCGAACACUAAGUCCACCUCCUUGCCAGGUCGAGGUGGUAAGAAAGUCAGUUUGUGUGAAUGGGUCAAUCUACUGGUUAACGGUUGAUCAGGACUACCGAAUACUAGCCUUGAAUCUUCACACACAAGAGUUCCACUACGUGUCGGUUCCAGAUACUCCGGUCACGUGGUUCAGAAUCCAGAUACUAAAUCUUGAUGACCGUCUAGCCAUAGCCAAAGCGACAGGUGGGCAUCCUGGUUGGAAACUAAAGAUAUGGAGUAUGGAUAAAGAAGGAUGGAGCAAAACUUAUUCCAUAAGUUUAGCCGCUCUAAAGAUCAGCCCACUGGAUUUAACUUGGUUCACGCCGUUGACAGUUUGUGAGUUAGGGAAUGUUGUCUUUUGUGACAAUCACAAGAGGUUGUUCAAAUAUUAUACAGAGUCAGGCGAGAUUCGCUGUCUCUCGUCGGAUAUAUGUGUUAUAUCUCCUUACCUCGAGAAUUUGGUGCCACUACAGUCAGAGUCAGUCAAAACAUCUAGAUGCAGAUUGUUUCCGGAGCAAGGUUCCAAGAUUUUUAAAUGGAGCAGUUUUUGGAUCCCAGAUCUUGCGUUUGCCAGUCUAGUUAUAGUUGGUUAUAUCUGUCUUCGUUCUCUAGCAGUGCCUUGUUCAGUCUCUACGAGUUUUAGGAAUUUAAAUUGAUGUUAGUGGAUUUCUUUGCCCCCCUUGCUUAUAAACUCGUACA
This is a messenger RNA of Raphanus sativus (radish), 1306 nucleotides long. RefSeq names its product F-box/LRR-repeat protein At2g43260-like. The transcript is spliced from 2 exons. The record is from RefSeq and is a predicted model, not a curated record. The coding region runs from base 10 to 1263 and encodes 417 amino acids. Gene Ontology annotation, molecular function: protein binding. Lineage: Eukaryota; Viridiplantae; Streptophyta; Magnoliopsida; Brassicales; Brassicaceae.